CCAUAAAUGAGAAAGGAGUUAAUGACAAGGCUGAUGAGAAUGACUAUGACAGAGAAGUAGAUGGCACCAAGAAGAAAAGUGGAUUUUUUUUUGUUAAAAGCUUUGAAGAUGAGAAGGAAAAGGAUUAUAAGAACCAUAUCUAUAUUAACUCUCCUGGUGCACUCUGGAAUGUCUUUGGGUUUAUUGAGUUUAAUGAGAUGGAGUCUCCUAGCUCUGGACUUCGACAGAUAAAGAAAACAGAUCCUGGACUCUUAUUAUUAUGCAUGGCUCAACAGAUGAAGGAAACAGAUCCCAAGAGUGUGAGACAAAUGAUUAUCAAUGAUGACCUGUUCAAAAAGGAACUUGGAAAGAAGGUUUCAAAAGUUAUAAAAGCUAUGGAAAUACAGGAGUGGAUUUUUAUGCUCCUAACAAAUGUGAAAUCAAAGAGCCUUAAUGUAAAAGAUAAAGAAAAGAGCACAUUUGUUAUUGUUGGCAAUGAUGAAUUUGAUGAGUUCUAUGGAUAUACAUACUCAAGCCGGGCACAGUUUGCAUCAACACAACGAAAAAUCAAAAUCAAUUCUGCAGCACCAGAUGUAAUUAGGAAUAUCCUUGGCUUUGAUAGCAUGCAGUGUUCCAAUUUAUGCAAGAAACGUGACCAUGAUGCUAUCAAAAACCUUGAUGAUGUGUGCGAAAUGACUGGUAUAAGUAAGAAUUCUAAGAGAUUUAAAGCAUUAAAAGACCUUUCAGAUAGUGGUUAUAUAGUUUUUUCUGACUCCAAUGAGCAAAUGGAAAUGUAA
Molecule: messenger RNA, 776 nt
Organism: Paraglomus brasilianum
Lineage: Eukaryota; Fungi; Glomeromycota; Glomeromycetes; Paraglomerales; Paraglomeraceae
Source: the annotation of a GenBank genome assembly